This is a messenger RNA of Colletotrichum orchidophilum, 228 nucleotides long. Its product is annotated as amidase. Lineage: Eukaryota; Fungi; Ascomycota; Sordariomycetes; Glomerellales; Glomerellaceae. The record is from RefSeq and is a predicted model, not a curated record. The transcript has a single exon. The annotation marks the transcript as partial.
GGAGCUGGUUCUGCUCUUGCGUCCUACUUUGGAAGCGCAGACUUCACCAUUCCAAUUGGCCAGGUGCCUUACUUUAGCAAUAUUACUCACCGAGAAGAAAUGAUGCCCGUCACCAUCAACAUGGUAGUAAGGCGGGGAUGCGAUUUUGUGUUAUUUAAUCUUGUCAAAGAGUUGGCAAAGCUGGGAGUUUUGGGGCCUGUUGCUACUGGUUCGCGAACCUUUGUGUGA